AAUGAAGCCUGUCAGUGUUGAUGAUCGAUCAGUAACUUGUGAGAUUCUAAGCAUGAACAGAAAAAGUAGUUGAUGACAGCUCAUCACUGCAGUCAUAACACUACUGUCCUCAGAGUCGGAGCGACCCCACGUCCUCUGCCAGCUGACUGCAGCUUGCUGUCUCCGCCAGGUUAUCAAUAUGGCCUCAUGGAUUAUUCAGAUGACUGUAAUGGUGCUAUCUGUCUUCAUCAGCGGUGGCCAGGGGAAGAGGGACAAGGUGCUCUACUGCUCUGCAUGUAAGGCGAUAGUGGAUGAACUGAACCACUCAAUCAGUCAGGUGGACCCAAAGAAAACCAUCAACGUCGGCGGCUUUAGACUCAACCCUGAUGGAACCAUGAAAGACAAAAAGGUACCUCUGGCUCGCUCAGAGACUCACCUCAACGAGCUCCUGGAUGGGGUGUGCAACAGCAUGAGUGACUACGCCCUCUACGUGGACCCCGACACCCAGCACAAGCAGUACAAGAGAUUUGCUCCCAGGGAAAGCGGGUUCACCGGGGACUUCCCUGACUUUAAAAAUUUCCAGUUUGCGGGACCUGAGACAACGCCCAACCCCCUGAAAUUCGCAUGUGAAACACUGGUGGAGGAGCUGGAGGAUGAUAUCAUCUCUUUGUUCAGCCAGGACGCAGAGCAUGUGCAUGAGGAGUUAUGCAACAGAGUCUCAGAAUACUGUAGCGACAGCAGUCACGCAAACGAGGAGUUAUAGCAUUUAGAUUGUCAGUGGACGACAGUGGGACCAGCUUUGAACAAAAAAAGAGGCCUUUAACAGAAUCUUUUUUUUGGACAAAUAAUUGACCAUCUUUUUUAAAUAAAUAAAAGAACAAAAAUUGAGAAACCA
This is a messenger RNA of Epinephelus lanceolatus (giant grouper), 874 nucleotides long. RefSeq names its product canopy FGF signaling regulator 1 (gene cnpy1). The record is from RefSeq and is a predicted model, not a curated record. NCBI's taxonomy places the organism in Eukaryota, Metazoa, Chordata, Actinopteri, Perciformes, Serranidae. Gene Ontology annotation, cellular component: endoplasmic reticulum.